Cylicostephanus goldi is the source of this 939-nucleotide messenger RNA. NCBI's taxonomy places the organism in Eukaryota, Metazoa, Nematoda, Chromadorea, Rhabditida, Strongylidae. The record is from the annotation of a GenBank genome assembly.
AUGUUGUCGGAUGGUGAGAAGAAGCUAAGCAAGAACGAACAGAAAAGGCUAGCGAAGCAAGCGCAGAAAGAGAAGGAAAGGUUGGAAAAGGAGGCAAAGAAAAGUGCGGAAGCAGCCCAAACAGGAAAAGCAGAAAAGCAUGUCAAAGAGGCAGAUCCAUCUGAUCCUCAAGAAUAUUACAAAAUGCGAGUUGAAAUGAUCAACAGCCGAAGAGCAGCUGGUGACAACCCGUUCCCUCAUAAGAAAUACGAACAUCUGAAGAAUGAGGAAGUUCUUAAUGAUGUACGGGUCAGCAUUGCUGGACGCAUUUAUUCAAAACGUGAAUCGGGUAAGAAUCUAGUCUUCUACGAUGUCCACAAUGGUGGCACUCGCUUACAGGUCAUGGCAAACGCUAGAUACCAUGCUGCUGGCGCUGAAGACUUUAGCGCAGUGCAUGAACGAAUCCGACGUGGAGAUAUCGUUGGCUUCAGCGGUCAUCCUACUAGGAGUAAAACGGGCGAGUUGUCCUUGUUGCCUCUUGAAGUGGAGCAGCUUACACCUUGUUUGCGCAUGCUGCCGCAUACUCAUUAUGGUCUCAAAGACAAGGAGCUUAGGCAAAUGCUAAUAGUUGGCGGAAUUGAUCGAGUUUAUGAAGUUGGUCGCUUGUUCCGUAAUGAAGGCAUUGACAUGACGCACAAUCCUGAGUUUACAACUUGCGAGUUUUACAUGGCGUAUGCUGAUUACGAGGAUCUAAUACGACUGACUGAAGAUCUGCUCAGCAAAAUGGUCAUGUUCAUUCAUGGAACGUACAAAAUCAUGUAUCACCCGAAUGGGCCUGGAGUCGAACCGGCUAUGGAGAUUGACUUCACUCCGCCUUUCAAACGUGUGAACAUGUACGAAGGACUGGAAAAAGCCCUAGGCGUUAAACUACCCUCUCCAGAUACCCUGAAGACAGAGGGU